GCAGUGGAGGAUAUCAAUGGGAAAGUUCUGGGAGAACUAAACCGGGAGACAGUAAAAGAACUUGGAGUGAAACAAAUUGGAAGGCAACUGGCGCUCCUGAAAAUGAUUAAAAGUUUAUUUGGUAAGGGUUAUAUUAACUAGAGGCAGCUGAUUUUGAAUUAAAAGACUGAAAAUUGUUAACCCGCAUUAUAUGUUUAUGAUUAACGCUAUAUGUUAGUUUUAUGCAGUGACAACAGCUUUGCAAAACUGUUUUACUCUGCAUUGAAAACAACUAAGGGACCGGUCAAAAAGUAUAGGGGGUGGGGCUGGUUAUGUAAUAUGCCAAAACGAGGGGGUAAGCCAUUUAUUUUUUAGCUCUAACAUUUCCCAUUGCUCCAGCUCACCCCCUCUGGUACCUUUUGUCCAGUCCCUAAACCUCAAGGAUUUGACCGAUUAAGAAGUCUUUACAUUAUCAUUAGAAGGACACAUGAGUCUUCUUAAGCGUUCCUACCCCUUAUAUUAUUUGAUGUUAUUAUAAAUUCCAGAGAGAGAAAGAACACAAGAACAGCAAGCCAGUUCAUUAAGCCCUUCUGCAGUUAUGAAGGAAAAAAUCACACUAAAAGACAAAGCAACAUGGACAGCAGCACAGAAAACAAGCUACAACAUAAAGUAAGCAUUCCAUUGUAUUAGGUUUUUGUAAUACGCUUGGUUCCAUAAGAAUCGAGACAUGGAGAAGUGAGCUUUCAUGAUUCAUAAAGAAGAAAGUUAUAUGUCCAAAAAUAUUGUACUAAUCAUUUUCACUGAAGAUUAUUUUGAUGACUGAUACUAAAGAGUAACAGUGUAAUUUUGGCUUUGUUCAACGUGGUAAUCAAAAUGAGGGUCUCUUUUUGUAAUAUUUUGGAACUGCUAUUGCAAUUAGGGAACCGAAAAAGUUGAGGCCAGAAAAUAAAAAGAUAUAUUUAAAGACAAGUGAACGAAAAAAGCCACAACUGGAGGAGCUUUGCACCAAAUUGGCUCAGUACUGUGCUAUUCCAGAAAUUGGAUUUGGAUAUGGUAAGUGUAGAUUAUUGCUUGUGAGGUGACAGCUCAGAGGGGUUUUGAGAUUGACUUUUGUUAUGACUAAAAUGAAAAUUAAGGGUGAAAGAAAGUAACUGAAGAAGGUUGACUAUCUUGGCAAAAAUGAGCUCUUCUAGCUUCUAAAAAGGACUGCUUCCCUCCAAGGCUAUAAUGCAGCUGACUACCUCAGAUACCACAUGUGAAUAUCUAGUAAAAGGACACUGGUUCCACAUCCUGUUACUCAAAGUAUAAUUUACAUAAUAAGGUUUGUUGUCAGCUGAAUGAUCAUUAGAAAGUUUUGACAAUUAUUGUUUUACUUACAUAAUAAAUUAUUAUAACAUCGAGUUUUCGAUAUGUUGUACCUUUCAGAUGCUAUUCACACACAUAAUACGGUGGGCCCAGGAAAAAAAUUGGAGAAUUACAAAUGGCGAUAACUAUGAGGUAAAUUAUUAAUUCUUGCAUUUCAUUGUUGUCAAUACCAGUUAGAACAUAGUGUAUUUACACUAACAGGCUGAGUUUUGGGUGAGAAUACAGUUUUAAAUUUUGAUAUCUUAAUCAAUCUCGACAAAUUCUCAACAAAGUUUUGUAAUGUCACACCUUACAACUCUAUUAACUUGUCAAGGUGGUUCAAUAAAAAAAGGAUAAGGAUUUGGUCAGAAUUGAAAAGUGUUUUUCCUGUGUAUUUUGUCUUUCUCAGACUGCUAAAGCUUUGAACAGAAUUUGUCAAUAACAUAGGACAUAUCUCUCACCUUAUCUCUUUACUCAUAAGAAUUAUUUUUAGUUAAGGUAAAAAAUAUUUGGCGCAUUGAUCUGGCCUGGGGGCACUGUCAUAUGUCAUUUUUUGUUUCCCCAACAGGUAUUACUAGGAAUUAUGCCAAAAAUAUUAAACCAUCAUGUUGAGUUGGUAUAUUGUCUCCUUGAGAGAUCAAAUAAAACUUGAGCCAUUAAUUCCAGAUCAGAGUGUUUUCCCUUAGAAGAUUAAUAACUUUUCAUGUAUUAGUUUUUAAUGAGCCUUUUUGUCCCUGUCAUAUGCAAGUGUCGUCAACCGCUUUGGGAAUACAAGGCAUUUUGUUUAACUUAGUUUAUGCCGUCUCUUUGUAGAGUGACCACAAACCUGCCAAACGGGCAAGAAUUUCUCCCAAAACAUCUUUUUUGAGUCAGAACAUGUCAACUUCUGGUAAGUUUUACAAAUGCAAAAGUAACAGCUUUGUCCAAAUAAGUAUUUUGUUUUUAAUGAAAUUAAAAGAAAUUAACCCUUUCACCCCAAGACCAAGUUAUUGUCAGGGUCUAUUCAGCCAGCCUAUUAUAAAUAUGCCACAUACAUACUAAAUAGUCUUUUAUGUGGUUGUCAGUGUUUUAUUAAGUUAGAGAUGCAGAUGAGUUAAACAGCCAGCUUAUCAUUUUCUUUUUUAUAAGUUCGUUGCCUAUAAAAUGUCAUCAGUAUUGAAACAAAUGUUGUGUAUUUGCAGAUUCUGACACUGAGGAAAUUUCAGAUUCUCAGACCAGUACAGAUGAGCCCUCAUCUUCAGUGGCAGACAUUAGUCCAAAAAGUGCAAAAAUUGCAGUGGUGACAGCAUUUCAAGGCAACUGUUUGCAAGACUUGACCUUGAAGGCUCACAUAAUACUCCUGGCAAAAAAACUCGGUGUAAGACAUCGUUCGAAGGGAAAAUAUGAGUUAAUAGAGCCCCUAGCAAAGGAGCUAUUCAAUCAAGGUUACGUAAAGUCACAAGAUGAUGGAGAUGUCAAUUUUAAAAGUUAA
This is a messenger RNA of Porites evermanni, 2794 nucleotides long. The record is from the annotation of a GenBank genome assembly. NCBI's taxonomy places the organism in Eukaryota, Metazoa, Cnidaria, Anthozoa, Scleractinia, Poritidae.